Drosophila mojavensis is the source of this 770-nucleotide messenger RNA. It is a transcript of the gene Alg13, whose product is annotated as UDP-N-acetylglucosamine transferase subunit ALG13 homolog. Gene Ontology annotation, biological process: dolichol-linked oligosaccharide biosynthetic process. Bases 74 to 589 code for a protein of 171 amino acids. NCBI's taxonomy places the organism in Eukaryota, Metazoa, Arthropoda, Insecta, Diptera, Drosophilidae. The transcript has a single exon. Gene Ontology annotation, molecular function: hexosyltransferase activity. The record is from RefSeq and is a predicted model, not a curated record.
UGCGAUAGUAACAAUUGCCAUCUCUAAUCAUAUUUGUUAUUGUUUUUAAUUUUCUAUACAAGCAAGUUAAAAAAUGCAUUUAAGCGUUGUCUACGUCACUGUUGGUACCACAAAAUUCGAUGGACUCAUUAAUGUUGUGACAUCUGCACCGGUUUUGUGUGCAUUACAAAAGCUAAAGUGCCAGAAACUUGUGCUGCAGCACGGCAACUCUACGCCGGUGGAAGAUUCUGAACUUCAGCUCAUCCAUGAGAAGUACGGCAUUCAAGUGGAUCAAUAUAAAUUUCGACCUAAUACAGAGGAUAUUCAAGCUGCUGAUGUGAUCAUUGGGCAUGCGGGUGCCGGUACGUGCAUGGAUAUAUUAAAUAACGGCAAGGCUGGAUUAAUCGUGGUCAAUGACGAGCUGAUGGACAACCAUCAGUUGGAAUUGGCCCGUCAAUUGGCUUCCGAGCAGUAUUUAUACUACUGCAAGGUGAACGAGGUUAGCACAAAGCUUGCCUCACUGGACUUUGAAGCUCUGAGGCCCUACGAGCCAGGCACAGAGAAUAUGCGAAAAUUUAUAGAAGCUUUAAAUGAAUUGAUGAGCCAUUAAUAUUCAAACUUUUUUUUCUUUUUGGCGCUGACGCCUGGAGCGUGCGCUUUGGAUAUAUAUAUGUAUAUAUUUUAUUAUAUUUAUGAGUAAACACGAUAAACGACUAUGAAGAACGUUAGACAAUAUUAUUGGGCUAUACGUUACAUAAAUUCACGAUUAUUAAAUAUUAAUAGAACAAUUA